This is a messenger RNA of Chrysochloris asiatica (Cape golden mole), 2565 nucleotides long. It is a transcript of the gene NOM1, whose product is annotated as nucleolar protein with MIF4G domain 1. NCBI's taxonomy places the organism in Eukaryota, Metazoa, Chordata, Mammalia, Afrosoricida, Chrysochloridae. Gene Ontology annotation, biological process: ribosomal small subunit biogenesis. The coding region runs from base 1 to 2565 and encodes 854 amino acids. The transcript has 11 exons. The record is from RefSeq and is a predicted model, not a curated record. Gene Ontology annotation, molecular function: RNA binding; protein binding. Gene Ontology annotation, cellular component: nucleolus.
AUGAAGCGCAAAGGCGGUCGCCGGCCGCUCGGCGGUCAUGGGAAUGGAGGGAAAGGGGCCAUGAAGCGGCUGAAGCUGGCGGUGGAAGGAUUUGUGCAGGCGACCUCUGAAGGUACGCAUCCCGGAAGCUUCAAGGGACCGCUCCCGGGGUCCCGAGCCGAGAGUCUGGGCGCAGCGUCGGGCAUCCGUCCGGUGGGGAAAAAAAGCCGCAAGGAGUUGAAAAAGGAGAAGCGACGCCUGAGGAAAGCCCGGCGGUCUCAGUGGACUACAAGCUCUGCACAGGGUCCAGCCCCAGGACGCCGCGACCGGGCCCAAGAAACCAUUAGUUCUCAGUCGGAGAAGAACGAAGAAAGCGCUCCCCCGAGCGUAAGUCGAGACCCACCUCCUCCCAAGAAGUUGAGACCUCCCCAAGCUAAGGCCAAGUCUCCCAAGGCCCAAGCCCGUCUGAAAGGCUCCUCGGGGAAGUCCAAGCCCUCCGUGGCCGCCACUGCUGCUGCUCGGAAACGGGCACUGCUGGCAGCCAACGAGGAAGAGGACCGAGAGAUCCGAAAGCUGGAGCGCUGCCUGGGCUUGAAGAAGCGCAAAAGGAAGGACGACAGUAGCUCUGUGCCACUUAGCUUUGCACGCGAUGGGCUAGACUAUAUUCUAGGAGUCCUGGAAUCUGGGAAAAACGGUGGCUUAUAUGAAAGUAGUAGUGAGGAAGAGGAGGAGGAUACUGGACAGGCACUCCCUGAAAGUGAUUUAGACAGUGACACCACGGAAGAAAGUGAGGAGGAGGAAGCGCAGAAGGAAAAAGAAAAGACAGAGGAUGAAGAGGAAGCGCAGUGCGAGGAGGAGGAGAGUGUAGAAGAAGAAAAUGAAAAGUCGACAACAAACAGGAGAGCGCAGAAGAGGAUGGGGAAAAAAGUCCGUUUUGCAGAAGAUAAAGAGAGGUCAAGUUCUUCAGAGGAUGCUGGUCCUCCCUAUCAGAGCCUUUAUGAAAGUGGUGAGAAGUAUACACCCCCACAUGUGAGGCGAGCUGAGGAAGCUGUGGAUGCCCAAAAAAAGGAGCAACUGGAAAGGUUAAAAAAACAAGUAAAAGGCCUCAUUAACAGGUUGAGUGAACCAAAUAUGGCUUCUAUAAGUGGACAGCUGGAGGAACUCUAUAUGGCUAACAGUAGGAAAGAUAUGAAUGACACUUUAACUGGCAUUCUUAUGAAUGCCUGUGUUACUGAGACUCUAAUGCCCACCAGGCUGAUGAUGGAGCAUGUUCUUUUAGUUAGCAUUCUUCAUCACACAGUGGGAAUUGAGGUUGGUGCACACUUUCUGGAGACCGUGGUGAGGAAGUUUGAUGAAGUAUAUAGAAAUAGAAGUGGCGGGAAGGAAUGUGAUAAUCUUUUCUCCAUUCUUGCCCAUUUAUAUAACUUCCAUGUGGUACAGUCCCUUCUCAUCUUUGAUAUUUUGAAAAAACUUAUCGGAACUUUCACAGAAAAAGAUAUCGAGUUGAUCCUGCUAAUGCUGAAAAAUGUGGGCUUUUCCCUGAGAAAAGAUGAUGCUUUAUCACUUAAGGAACUGAUCAUGGAAGCCCAGAAGAAAGCCAGUGGAGCAGGAAGCAAUUUUCAGGACCAGACCAGGAUUCGGUUCAUGUUAGAGACCAUGUUGGCCCUGAAGAAUAAUGAUAUGCGUAAAAUUCCAGGCUAUGACCCUGAACCUGUAGAGAAACUGAGGAAGUUACAAAGAGCUUUGGUGCGCAACACGGGUUCAAGUACAGAAACUCGGCUUCGAGUCUCCUGGGAGAGUGUUUUGAAUGCAGAGCAGGUUGGUCGCUGGUGGAUUAUAGGGUCUUCAUGGAGCGGAGCCCCAAUGAUUGAGAGCAGUGAUGAUAAGAUCCAGCAGAAACAGCUCAUAGGGACGGUUAGUUCAAAGAUGUUGGACCUUGCUCGCAAGCAGAGAAUGAACACUGACAUCCGGAGAAACAUAUUCUGUACAAUAAUGACCAGUGAAGACUUUCUGGAUGCAUUUGAAAAGCUUUUGAAGCUUGGACUUAAGGAUCAGCAAGAGAGAGAAAUAGUUCAUGUUCUCAUGGAUUGCUGCCUUCAAGAGAAAACAUAUAAUCCCUUUUAUGCGUUGUUGGCUAGCAAGUUUUGUGACUAUGAAAGAAGAUUUCAGAUGACUUUCCAGUUUACCAUAUGGGACAAAUUUCGGGAUUUAGAAAAUUUACCAGCUACUAAUUUCUCUAAUUUACUUCAUUUUGUGGCCCAUUUGUUGAAGACAAAAUCACUUCCAUUAUCCAUUUUAAAGGUAAUUGAAUUCAGUGAAUUGGACAAACCCAGAGUCCACUUUUUACGGAAAGUAUUAUACAUCUUGUUAAUGGAAACAGAAGUUGAAGACCUUGGUUUAAUUUUUACAAGAGUAUCCGACAACCCAAAGCUGGGGGUAUUGCGGGAAGGUCUGAAACUUUUUAUUAGCCACUUCUUACUAAAGAAUGUAGAGGCCCACAAAAGCGCGGAGGAAGCCAACCUACUCAGAGAAAGAGCUGACCUGGCAAUAAAGUCUCUUCAAGGAAAGCCUUCCCUCAGAAUGUAG